UUUUGCGCACAGGGAAUCAGGAUCCACACACUGGGUAUGCAUCAGAACUAGACAAGCUGGAAGUGGAGUACCACUCUCUGUCGGUCUCAACUACCCUCUUCUAACAUUUGGAGCUCUGUUUUUUUCCCGAUUAUGUUGACAGUGCGUCGCUGCUUCGUUGUUUUUGUAAGUUUCACAAAACUGUCUCCCUUCCGGCACAUAACAUUUAUUUUCACAGUGGUUGUUGUUUACCCGUUUGUGUUUGGUUGAGUUUGAGCUCCGGUGCCCUUCCCGGGACAGAUGUUCUUCGCUACUGCCGCAUCAUUACGACCCGAGUCUGACUCACCAUCACAUGCUGCCCGGUGCAACUGAUCCACUGUUGUUGAUUUUUUUCGUAUUGUUUUUGUUUUGUUUUUUUGGUUUUGACUGGCGUGUUAACGCUCUGACUUGCGGCUGGUGCUGGGAACUCUGGAACACCUUGGCGCACGAAGGACGCCGAGCAUCUGAAUGUUUUCACGAAUGGGAAGGAUGGAGAUAACUUAUCUUUAAGUUUUAAUAUAGAUUUUUUUGAAACACUUGCCGUGUUGACUCGAAAUCUCACCCGCAUAAAUUUGGUGAGGCAAUGUACAGCUCGCAGUUAUCCAGCAUGGAAUUUGUAACUGGUUUUGGGCAAGUACUUUCGGACUAAAUUUGAGUGCGUGAUGCAGAUGAAGUGGAUCAUUUGGGUCGAACUCAAACUAUGUUUCUGUUAGAGCCUGAAGAGGAUUACCAUCUCGCCGAAGAAUAUCAAACGUUCUUUCUCAGCUCAGAAUUGUGAUAUAUUUCGCUUUCAAAGUAGACAGGUUUUACACAAGACUGCUCGCAACCUGCUUACGGAUAUUGGCUUUACGCACGCCUGCCAUCUUCUGCCACGCUUCGCUGUUUACUCCGCAACUCACAGUGUGUCAGGAGUGAAGGAUAGGGCAGCGCCGCGGGGCAUGAGGAGUGCCAGAUCCGGGGUGACUUCAGCAGUCAGGGGCAGACAUGGCCCUGUGAAUACAGCGCAGCGACAGCAUGCCCUCUUGGCCAAAUCACUCGGAGUGCCUCUCCCAUAACUGCAGCUGGGAAGAGACCCACAACACCACCAGUAACACUGACCCUUCCCUGCCUCCUCUCAAUUAUUAUUCCAUCCCUCUCCUCACGGCCAUCACCUCCGCCUGCACGUUUUUGUUUCUUGUAGGAGUGGCCGGGAACGUCAUGACCAUUUUGGUAGUCAGCAAGUACCGUGACAUGCGAACCACCACUAACUUGUACCUGUGCAGCAUGGCUGUAUCCGACCUGCUCAUCUUCCUUUGCAUGCCGCUGGAUCUUUACCGCAUGUGGAGAUACAGGCCCUGGCGCUUAGGCGACGCGCUCUGCAAGCUCUUUCAGUUCGUGUCCGAGUCGUGCACGUACUCCACCAUACUGAGCAUCACUGCGUUGUCAGUGGAACGCUACUUGGCUAUCUGUUUCCCGCUGCGCGCAAAGGCUCUGGUGACCAAAAGACGCGUGCGCGCCUUAAUUCUCCUCCUCUGGACGGUGUCCCUCUUGAGCGCCGGCCCCGUCUUCGUCAUGGUGGGAGUGGAGCGGGACAGCAUGGGACCUUCAAACCUCAGUUCGUGGAUGAACGAGACUGGCUUCUUUCAGGAGGUCGGGGACACCAGGGAGUGCAAGAUGACGCGCUACGCCGUGGAGUCAGGCCUGAUGGGGGCCAUGGUGUGGCUGAGCUCUGUUUUCUUCUUCAUGCCAGUGUUCUGCCUGACGGUGCUUUACAGCCUCAUAGGCCGCCGGCUGUGGCAGAGACACCGGGAGACGAACAUGAGCUCCCGCGUGGCCCACAGAGACAAGAGCAACAGACAGACCAUCAAGAUGCUGGUUGUGGUUGUGCUGGCCUUCGUCUUGUGCUGGCUGCCUUUCCACGUGGGUCGCUACCUGCAGUUCCGCUCUCUGGAUGCUCCGUCACCCCUGCUGUCGGUGUUGUCCGAGUACUGCAGCUUGGUGUCCGUGGUUCUCUUUUACCUGAGUGCCGCCAUCAACCCCAUCCUCUAUAACACCAUGUCCUGGAAAUACCGGGGCGCAGCGGCGCGCCUCUUCGGCCUGACUGACAACCAGCCGAUACGCUGCCGCACAGCCAGCACCGUGAAGGGAGACGUCUCGAACGGAUGGACAGAGUCUACAGUCAGCUUCUAAACGCUUGGCUCCUAAAACGCCUGAACAUAUGUUUGUAAAGCUAUUUGUCGUAUCUUGAAAAUGCUCACCUAAAAAGCCAUUAUUUAAAAACAACAACAACAACAAAACCCUGCCGUGAGCACCUGCCUUUUUGUGACUGAAACCCACAAAAAAAGAUGAAAAAAGCAUCACGAGCUCAACAUGAAUGAAUAACAGAACUUCUGUUAUUAUUAUUUUUGUAAAGUCAUUUUCUUGUUGGAUAAAUUCAGCAAGUGCCACACUCCUCAUACAACACAAUAAGCCACAUUUGAGACUGGUGGAGUGCAAAAUAGCCCGAAGUGCUUGUAUUGACUCGCGUGUGAACGACAGGGGCGCGUGCCAGUAUCCAUACACAUAUAUAAAAAUAUAUAUAUAUCACAGACAGCUACAAAUGC
This is a messenger RNA of Mugil cephalus (flathead mullet), 2600 nucleotides long. RefSeq names its product growth hormone secretagogue receptor a (gene ghsra). The transcript has 2 exons. Gene Ontology annotation, biological process: G protein-coupled receptor signaling pathway; hormone-mediated signaling pathway. NCBI's taxonomy places the organism in Eukaryota, Metazoa, Chordata, Actinopteri, Mugiliformes, Mugilidae. The record is from RefSeq and is a predicted model, not a curated record. Bases 1033 to 2187 code for a protein of 384 amino acids. Gene Ontology annotation, molecular function: growth hormone secretagogue receptor activity. Gene Ontology annotation, cellular component: plasma membrane.